AUGAAGCACCUCGCAGCUUACCUCCUCCUCGGCCUCGCCGGCAACAACUCCCCUUCCGCCAAGGACAUCAAGAACGUCCUCUCUGCCGUUGGUAUUGAGGCCGAUGAUGACCGCUUGAAGGCUCUCCUCUCCGAGCUUGAGGGCAAGGACGUCUCCGAGCUCAUUGCUGCCGGUUCCGAGAAGCUCGCUUCCGUUCCCUCUGGCGGUGCUGGCGGUGCCGCCGCUGCUGGUGGCGCUGCUGCCGCCGGUGGUGCUGCCGCUGAUGCUCCCGCUGAGGAGAAGGAGGAGGAGAAGGAGGAGUCUGAUGAGGACAUGGGUUUCGGUCUCUUCGACUAA
Messenger RNA from Pochonia chlamydosporia 170, 336 nucleotides. Its product is annotated as 60s acidic ribosomal protein domain-containing protein. NCBI's taxonomy places the organism in Eukaryota, Fungi, Ascomycota, Sordariomycetes, Hypocreales, Clavicipitaceae. The transcript has 2 exons. Gene Ontology annotation, molecular function: structural constituent of ribosome. Bases 1 to 336 code for a protein of 111 amino acids. The record is from RefSeq and is a predicted model, not a curated record. Gene Ontology annotation, biological process: cytoplasmic translational elongation. Gene Ontology annotation, cellular component: ribosome; cytosolic large ribosomal subunit.